AUGGAUGAAUCUAUUGAAAAUCUUGUUUCGGAAAAACAUCUGAAUGUAAUUGAAUAUGAUCAAUUUGGUGAAUUAGAAAAGAUUACAAAAAAUAUUUCUGAGAUGUAUAAAUCAAAAUGGAAACCCUUCAAUUUACCUGUUGUUUUGAAAAUAUUUAAUAUUGAUAAUAAUGAUUUCUUUAUAAAUGAAAUUAAAUAUUUACAUAAAUUUGAUAUCAAGGAAGAUACUCCAAAUGAAUUUAAUUUCGAAUCCAAUCCAAUAUGGAAAGAUUAUUCUAUUUUUCUAUUUUCGAUUAUGGAAUGUUCUAAUAUGAUUAAAGAUUAUCAUAAGGAUAGAAUAUUAGUAUUGUAUCAUGAAAACAAAGAUUUGUUUGACCAUUAUUUGUAUGUUGUUAAAGUUUUGAAUCAUAAAUUACAAAAUAUAAAUGAACUUUGUAAUUCUAAAUUAGAAAAAUAG
Messenger RNA from Cetraspora pellucida, 456 nucleotides. The record is from the annotation of a GenBank genome assembly. Lineage: Eukaryota; Fungi; Glomeromycota; Glomeromycetes; Diversisporales; Gigasporaceae.